Molecule: messenger RNA, 5234 nt
Organism: Phymastichus coffea
Lineage: Eukaryota; Metazoa; Arthropoda; Insecta; Hymenoptera; Eulophidae
Gene: Stam
Product: signal transducing adapter molecule 1
Exons: 10
Coding region: 191-1963 (590 amino acids)
Biological process (GO): protein transport to vacuole involved in ubiquitin-dependent protein catabolic process via the multivesicular body sorting pathway
Cellular component (GO): ESCRT-0 complex
Molecular function (GO): ubiquitin binding; phosphatidylinositol binding
Source: RefSeq, a predicted model, not a curated record
UGGAAAGAUGGCUCUUUCAGACAACAGAUUAGAAUGUUAUUAGUCAUCCAUUGCUGUUUACGAAGACGAAAAUCAGCUGGAUGCGUAGCCUGGUCGUAAGAGUCAACGAGCUGUUGUGACAGUUUCGUAUUUAUUAAUUGGGAAGGAAGUUUGUAGCAACGUGAGAAGCGUCACCUCAAAGCACAACAAGAUGAUGAGUUUUCUCUCGGGUUCUCAGCCUUUCGACGCUGAAGUCGAAAAGGCAACCAGUGAGAAAUGUACGAAAGAGGACUGGGCACUGAUUAUGGAAAUAUGUGACAAAAUUGGCAGUUCUCCUCAAAAUGCCAAAGACUGUCUACGCUCUAUUGUUAGGAGACUAAAUGCUCAAGAUCCUCAUAUUGUAAUGCUUGCCAUAACUUUACUAGAUGCUUGUUCUAGCAAUUGUGGUAAAGUGUUUCAUUUAGAAGUUGCAUCAAGAGAAUUUGAGACACAAUUUAUCAAGCUUAUUAAUAAUAGUCGUCAGCAACAACAACCAAAAAUUUAUGAAAAAUUUAAGUCUACUCUGAAGAAGUGGGCAGAAGGAGAUUAUAAAUCAGAUCCUCAAUUAAAUUUGAUUCCUAGCCUUUAUCAAAAAUUGAAGCUUGAGGGACAUGAUUUUUCAUCCACUCCUGAAACGCAAUCAAGGCCAAAUUAUACAAACAAAGAUCCAAACUUUGUUUCUAGCAAUCAGGAAGCAGAAGAAUUAGCAAGAGCAAUUGAACUAUCGCUGAAAGAAAGUACAAAGCAAUCAACAAUUACACAUAACUCUCCAUCUACUAAAAAAACAACUAGUCUUUACCCAACUGUAAAUGCUCUAAUGGCUACCUCAGCAAAUUCAGAAGGCAGAAAAGUCAAAGCUCUUUAUGACUUUGAAGCUGUUGAGGACAAUGAGCUGACAUUUUCAGCAGGAGAAAUCAUUCACAUUUUGGACGAUUCAGAUCCUAAUUGGUGGAAAGGUAGUAACCAAAGAGGUGAAGGUCUGUUUCCUUCUAAUUUUGUUACGGCCGAUUUGUCUGUUGAGCCAGAACAGUAUACAAAAUUAGAAAGCAACAAAAAGUCGGUUCAAUUUUCGGAAGAAGUCGAGGUAAAAACUUUGAAAAAGGAACCAGAAGUUUUAGAAAUUGACAUCAAUGAGCAAAAAAUGGACAGAUUAUUACACUUAUUGCACGAAUCUGAUCCACAAUCGGGCAGUACUGAUCCUCAAGAAAUGCUCGACCUAGAAGAGCAAGUAACCGCAAUGGGACCGUUAAUAGACACAGCUCUAGAAAAGGUCGAUAAGCAGCACGCCCAGUUGACUCAGCUGAGUUCCGACCUUGUCGAGGCCAUGAAUUUGUAUCAUACGUUGAUGCGCGAACCUGCCAUAUCGUCCUAUACCCUACCAAAAAUGCCUCCUCAGCAAAUGGUUUAUCAAUUCCCACAUCCACAAGCUGGACCACAUCAAGCAGGACACACACAACACCCAAUGGCUGGCCAUUCUCACACUGCUCAUCCGCACUUGCAAGGACCUCAUCCCCAAGCAGCACAUCCGCAGGCUGGACUUCCACAGGGAGCGCAUUCUCAAGGAGCAGCUGCACAUAUGUUUAACGGUAUGACACCUGGCCCUCAAUCACAAAUGAUGUCUGGGCCGCAACCGCGAUAUAACGCCAACAUGCCUCCAUCUGGUGAAAUGAUAAAUACACAGGGAGCUACGAGUUUGCCGCCAAUGACGUUACCACAUCAUUACUACCAGAUGCAUCCGGCCUUACGACAAAUGCCUCCGGAGGCUCGUCAAGAUUCUCCGCAAGCAAAUCAAAACAACAUUCCCUAUGCGCAGCAAGGAUACCCUGAACAAACCAAUGUAGGACACAAUGUUUCUGUGUCAUACAUGUCGCAAGUGCCGCCUGGUCAACCGAUCAGCAAUCAGCAGCCACAGAUCGCUUCACCCACUGGCCAGCGUAUGGCGUAAAACAAAACAAAGGAAAAAAAAAGAAAAACAAAACAAAGCAAAAAAACAAUGAAUUGAUAGAAAGAGAGAAUUAAAAAAUCUCUGUUUUAAGGAUAUAUCUUGUACUCUAGGAACAAAAAAGAAAAAAGAAAAGAAAAAAAAACAAGUUGUACGAUAUGGCUACGUUAUACAGUUAUUUAAAGAAGCAAGUAUAAGAUAAGCUCACAGUGAUUUAAUGAGAACUGCAAGUAGCUGUCGGCAACGAUUAUAUUUAUACUGUUAUAUGUGGCUCGAUUUUUAAGAAAAGAUCAACUGCGCUGCUAAUCAGUUUGUUAUUUUUCAGCUUACUUUGUAUUUUAAUUAGUUGUAUCUUACUGAUACAAAAUUUUAUCAGUUUUUGUUUAAGCAAAACUAUUUCUUUGUUCGUUUCAUCUUUCUCGUAGUUUACCUUUGCUUUUUCCACUAUUCAUUCUUCGUUUUCAUUAAAGUUUACAAGAUUUUCUAAGGUAACAGUUUUGGUAUUGGCAGUAGUUUUUUCUUCAGUUAAAACCAAGAAAAUGCCAUUAUCACCAACAUUUAUCGUUGCACUGAUGAAUGGAUCUACAUUUUAGAUAGACAAUAUAUUCCAAGUAGUAUGUUUUUGGUUAAAGAACUUUCGCCAUGGUCAAUUUUUAUCAAUAUUUUGUAAUAUUUUGAAUUUAUUUUAUUAAAACCAUCAAAACUUACUUCAUAAGUUUUAGUUUUAUGGAUUGGUAACCUAGCACUUAGUAGACAGGAUCUAUUGAUGUACCACUUUUUUUAGUUCCAAUCGAUAAUAGAAUUUUAUCUACCAACAUUAGUUUAUGCGUGUUAGUCAAUGAGAAUCUUUUAAUUACUGCUUUCUUAGAUAUAAAUAUUUUUAGAUUAGUUUUUGAAUUUUUGGUAAGCAGGUUGAACUCCUAACAACAGUCACUUUACCGAUAUCGUUGUUUUCUAAUUUAGCUUCUGUAAGAGCCGUUUUCAAAACUGUAUUGAUCUUUGUAAACAAAUCUAUACAAAUGUUCUCAAAUUCGAUCUGAAUAAUACAAAUUGUAUAAUAUUCACUCUUGAAUUCAAAUUCUACUGUAAGAAAGGUACUGUAGAAGAGAUAAAGAUAGCGUUUCGCAUCUUUAUAAGCAUUAUAUAGUUUAAACAAAGCAUAUGAGUCAUUUGUAACGACCAUUUUAUUUUGCUUGAAAUGUUUUUUUUUGAAUAAUACGUCGUGUAAAAUCCUGACCGUUUAAGUAAGGAUCACCGUUUCUGCGUUGUACCUCAUAAACUUCAUCACAAACUUCUUUGUUUCAAAAGAACAGCUAUAGAUUCAUUAAUUAAUGAUACUGUUGUGAUAUCCGUGGCAGAUUUGCUAACAGCUAAAACGUAUGAACUAAUGUUUUCUAUUGGUAAAAUUUGUAUCUUAAUCCUAUGUUGGAGUUCUGUAGCUUUUCUGAAAUUAUCAACAAUAGCCAGUCUACAAUAUCUUCUUGUGGACUCCAUCGUCAUUGAAACUAUGACCUUUUAAGCAUUUGGUAUCACAGAUAGUAUUCCUGCUGUUUCUUAAACUUUGAUUUUUAGUAGUUUUGCCGAUAACUAUUUUAUUAUUUUCGUAAGUAAAGGUGACAUAAUGCGGUGCUGUAGAUAAACCUAGGUCAUUUUCUAAAACAAUGCACUAUUACGAUAAAUGUGGUGAUAUCAAGUUCUGAUCUUAUAUUCCCUUAGCUUGUAGAACUAUUGUUAUGAUCAUUGGUUUUCAUGAUUGGAAGAUUCAUUCUCAUGCAUAUUAAAUGUCCAGAUUUCUGAGACUUUUUAUCGUUUUUUUAAAGGAAUAACUAUUUGUGGAAGUUACAACGCGUUCUUUUAUCAACAAUCGAGCAACAUAUAGCAAUACUAUACAAACAAAUACUAUAUAAUAUAAAAAAAAGUCGUAAGGCAUUUAUUUGACGUAACGUUUAGAAAGGGAGUGACGAUACUCGUACUAAUCCGUCUUAUUGUUAUGUUGGGCUGAGGAAAAAGAUGAGGAAAAACCAAAAUGGUUAUAUGCUGUAUUUUCACAUAUUUUACUCGAAAGAUUGGCAAAGAUAAGUCGGUGGCAUAUUUAAGGAAUCCUAUGUAGUUUAAUUUUAUUCUUAAUUGAACGAAGGAAAAGAAAAACGAAUAAAAAUGUAUAGGCAGUUAAUAAUUAAAAUAAAAAAAUAACCAAGUGAUACGGCGUGGCUGCUUUUGUUAUUUGUUUCUAAGUUUUUUCGAACAAAAAAAGUUAACAGAUUUCAGAUCAAUCUAUUAGCUUUGACUAAUAUUGUGCGAUAUAAUGUAACGGGGCCCGUUAGUGAUGAUAAAUUUGAUAAAUAAUUAAUCUAAUAAGCCUUUUCUAGUUUUUUACAAAUGAUAAACGAGAAAACAACAAGACCAUGCGCAGAGAGCGUUUUCGUCGGUCGGAUUUAUCCUACGACUAAUUUUCGCAUCACCGCGUAUAAUUAUUAUUGAUUUUUCGAUGCACUAUCGAGCCAACGGAGUUGUAGUAUGAUAGAUAGAUAGAAAACGAUGAAAGAGUAAGAAAGAAUAUCCUAAAUUACACGAAAACAAAGUAUCAACCGCAUAGACAAAACGACCUAUAACGCGACUGGUUAUAAAGGCUGGUCUGCUAUUAAUGUAAAUAAUUCUUAUUCAAAACUGAUACCGUUAAGAUUGUAAAAUGAGAGAGGUAAAUUUUAAAGCAUGGUUUAUAAUUUUUGUACAUGCGUUCGUCACAGACUGUAAAAAUGCACGUGCAAAUAUUAUUCAACUUGUCGAGUGCAAUGUUCUGUGAAAUUGUAAUUCUGAACAAGUUUUUUCUCUCUUUUCUUCGUUCAUGCUUCUUCUUCGAAUAAAUCUUUUCGUUUUGAAGUGAUGUUGAUGAUGAUCGAUCAGAGCGGCAGCGCUGUCUUGCAAAUUGAUUUUGUGUAAAAAUCCGAGCAGUGGGAGAAGUGUGAGAGCUAAAGCUGCGGGUACAGCGGCGAUAAAAGAAACCUUGUCAAGUCGUCGAUUUUUCAGUGAAUUGUUUUGCGGUUCGUGAGAGUUACAGUGGGUGUUUCUCCAGCAAUAUUCUGAACUUGGUAUACCUAAAGGAUUAUAAAUACAGGAAAAAUGUAGAAGAGGAGAAUGAAAGGGUUUUGAACGCGCAAGUGUAAAAAAGAAAUAAAUAUUGUGUGGAAAGGUACUUUUACGAGACGAGGAAAAUAUCGUAAUUAAUAUUGUAUACGUUUUGUUGCCAUUAAACUGUCAUUAUUUACGUAAAAAA